Vespula vulgaris is the source of this 1828-nucleotide messenger RNA. It is a transcript of the gene Ssl1, whose product is annotated as general transcription factor IIH subunit 2. Lineage: Eukaryota; Metazoa; Arthropoda; Insecta; Hymenoptera; Vespidae. Gene Ontology annotation, cellular component: transcription factor TFIIH core complex; transcription factor TFIIH holo complex. Gene Ontology annotation, biological process: regulation of transcription by RNA polymerase II; nucleotide-excision repair; DNA-templated transcription. The transcript has 7 exons. Gene Ontology annotation, molecular function: zinc ion binding. The record is from RefSeq and is a predicted model, not a curated record. The coding region runs from base 91 to 1290 and encodes 399 amino acids.
CUGGCUAUAGUUCUAUCUUUUUUUGCUCUUUAUUUUCUUUAAAUAGUGCUUAUUUAUAAUUAUAUACAAAGUUUAUUUUAUAAAUAAGAAAUGGCUGAUGAAGAAGAAGAAAAGGAGUACAGAUGGGAAACUGGUUAUGAAAAAACUUGGGAGGCAAUUAAAGAAGAUGAUGAUGGUCUUGUUGAAGCAUCUGUUGCCGAUAUUAUACACAAUGCUAAAAGAAAAAGGCAAUUGGAAAGAAAAGCUGGCGCCAGAUUAGGAAUGAUGAGACAUUUAUACAUUAUUCUUGAUACUUCUGAAGCAAUGUCAAAUCAAGAUUUGAAACCAACACGUCUGCUAUGUUCUUUAAAGCUUUUAGAGGACUUUGUGGAUGAAUUCUUUUAUCAAAAUCCUAUAAGUCAAAUUGGUUUAAUUGUUACUAAAAAUAAAAGAGCUGAAAAAAUUAGUGAUUUAGCUGGAAAUUCAAAGAAACAUAUUAAGGAAAUAAAAGCUUUACAACAAACAUCAUUGGCUGGUGAACCAUCUUUACAAAAUUCUUUGGAGUUAGCUAUAAAAUCUCUUAAACUAUUGCCAUCGCAUGCUAGUAAAGAAAUAAUAAUAAUAACUGGAUCUCUUACUACCUGUGAUCCUGGAGAUAUUACUGAAACUAUACAAGCUAUGAAAUCAGAUGGUAUAAGGUGUAGUGUAAUAGGUUUAGCUGCUGAAUUAUAUAUUUGUAAGAAAGUUGCUACUGUAACUGGUGGAGAACAUGGCGUUGUUUUAGAUGAUAAACAUUUUAAAGAACAAUUAAAUGCACACAUAGAUCCACCACCUGCUGCUACUAGAUUAGAUGCAGCACUCGUAAAAAUGGGUUUUCCACAUCAUGCAUUGCAUUCUUCUGGUACUGAUACUUCAAUAGCAGUAUGCAUGUGUCAUGCAGAAAACUCGGACGGAUCUGUAAAAUUAACAAGUACAGGUUUCCUUUGUCCACAAUGUCUUAGUAAACAUUGUGAACUUCCAGUAGAGUGUAGGGCAUGUGGGCUCACUCUUGUUUCUGCUCCACAUUUGGCAAGAUCAUACCAUUAUUUAUUUCCAGUUGCACCUUUUAAAGAAUUAGAUUAUGAGGGCGAAUUUACAAUAUGCUAUGGAUGCCAAAAAACAUUAUCACAAAAAGAUAAAAAGAUCUAUGUUUGUGAAAAAUGUUCAAGAGUUUUCUGUAUAGACUGUGAAAUUUUUAUCCAUGAAUCAUUGCAUACAUGUCCAGGCUGUGCAACAAAUCAAACAACAUAUCAAAAAUUUACCGAUAAAUAAAUUGAUAUUAUAAAUAAUGUCACGUCUGAAAAUUUAAUUAUUAAUUAUCAAUUUAUAUUCAUGUAUAUAAAUUUUACUUGAUUAGAUUAAUAUCACAUUCCAUCAUUUUUGUAAGUAUUUAAUAAUAAAUAAAUAAAUAAUGUUAUCUUUUUUGUUUUCUGAGGAAUAAUGAAUUUAUACGAUAAAUAAAAAAUAAAAAGAUAUUUUUAUAUAAAAAUGAUAAGCUCGAUGGCUUGAAAUGUCUUAUAUAUUCGCAGAUUUUCAAAUAGUUCUCGUUUGAAUACAAACGUCCUUCUUCUCAAUCACGGUGGGAGGCAAUUCAAGUUUAUUAGCAUCUAGACAGGUGGGAGAGAGAGAGAGUCGUAAUAUUACUGUACUUAUUAGUUCACAGUCGUCCUCUGGUGUGACCGGUUCGAGCGUGAUUGACCUAGUCUCGCGAUUUUAUUAUAUGCCAGCUACGUGUGCGCGAUCCUAUAUUAAUUAAAUUUAUCUACAUAUGAAAUAUUGUCUGACUACAUUGUUUCUCUGUCUAAAGGGC